Talaromyces marneffei is the source of this 2991-nucleotide messenger RNA. RefSeq lists its product as uncharacterized. NCBI's taxonomy places the organism in Eukaryota, Fungi, Ascomycota, Eurotiomycetes, Eurotiales, Trichocomaceae. The record is from RefSeq and is a predicted model, not a curated record. Gene Ontology annotation, molecular function: protein binding. The transcript is spliced from 3 exons. The coding region runs from base 1 to 2991 and encodes 996 amino acids.
AUGUUUCGUCUUGAAGAUACCAUCAAGCUCUCCCAUCCCCUUCGAAGUCAGGCGAGCAUGGAGGAUGACAUGACAGUUGCAACCACCACACCUGGUUCGAGCUUUUCGUCGACUGGUUCGACUCAGAGCGCUCCGUCAAGUAUCGAUGACGAACCUGAAUAUAUCCAACAAACAGCAAAGGCUGCAAGAGACGGGAAUUCCGAACACCGCAAAGCACCUCUAAAACAAUUGACUCCGGAUGAGACUAUCGAAUUGACUCGACAAGCCGUGGAAAAUGGCAUCCAAGAAACGAAGCGAUCGUUAGCUGGAAGCGAGGCAGUGAGCGAUGUAGUGCGGCCCAAACUGACAAUUGAUCUUGGUCAUUCAUAUAUUUCACAAAUUCCUGAAGGUGUGGUUGAUAUAAUCAAGGAUGAAGUUGAAAGGCUUUCUUUGUCAAACAAUCAAUUACUUCAUAUUCCAUAUCGAUUUGCAGAAUGUGCCCACCUUCGCUAUCUCAAUAUACGCGCAAAUAACUUUCGCGAGUUUCCAAAAGGAAUAUAUAAGCUACCCUUGCUAGAAAUCUUAGAUCUUAGUCGCAACAAGGUCAGCAGGAUUCCAGAUGAAGUGCGAAAACUUACAUCACUACGUGUGUUCUCUAUCAUGCAAAAUCGCUUAGAUGAUCUUCCAGCGGGACUUGCGGACAUGAAUAAACUACAAAUCGUGAAGGUGUCUGGGAACUUUCUCAAAUAUCCUUUAAGGAGAGUAUUGGAGAACAAAGAGAGUGAAGUGGCUUCGUUGCCCAUGUCAACAAAUGAGAAGGAAGCGUUGGUUACUGCAGAGCUGAAACGCUUUCUCAAGACUAGACGACAAAGUACAACGCCGGAGCCGGAAAGUGGUAGCGAAGCUAGUGAGCCUAUGUCCGCGAUUGACACACCAAAGCCUGUGAAGCGUGGAGGCAACAGUCGGUUUCCAGUGAUACCCAGCACCAGCGAUGGCUCAUCAGAUCCUCGAUCGCCGAAUCUUUCGAGACCGCCACCACCACCUAUCCCUUUAAGAUCUCACCAACGGUUAGCUUCUGGGCAGUCUUCUUUUCAGCCCGGCUUCUCAAGACCUGGGAUUGCACCUGUUCCUGGGGUCAAUGAGCGCAAUCGUAGCAACAGUGAAGGAAUCAUACCUUUGUCGACGCGCAACAAGCGGAUGGGCCUGAUUUCUAGAAAGACAGAUCUCGGCACAUUAGAUGAAAUGCGUCCAUAUCGGAAUAGCCACUUGCGAGGUCUUAGCCAUGGCUCUCUUCUACGAACCAACCCAUCCAGCGGACGGAAUGGCAGCACUUCUUCCAGUCCCGGAAGUCCUCAUGGCGAACGCAGGCGAGCACGCGAUGGUCCGUCUCGACGUAUGUCGAGCUUACCCGAACACAAGGAGGAAAUGGCACUCCCUCCAAUCGUGCAAGGUGCCAAGGGGAUCUUGUUCUCUUUGUUUCAGAUCCAUUCUCAUAUGUCUACUCUGAUCAAUGUAAUCAAAGGAGACGAUGCGCGACGACACAGCUUGGAGAUUGUAUUCUACAAUGCUUCGACUCACGUGGAGCAGCUGAACGAAUCUUUAGAGACAAUUGUCGAUAUGGAUCCAGACAAUGGAGAUUUUGCAAGGGUCUCGAGCGACGUCAAGCGUGAGUGUGUGACUUGUUUGAUGGCAUACACACACGUAGGAUCACAGCUUCGUCAAGGAACUCGGAGAAUCGUUGAACAAGGUGACCCCCGAUAUGUCCGGUCACUCAUGUUAGUAAUAUAUGGCAGUCUGUUGGAAUUGCGCAAUGCAUGUUUAAGUCUCGGAGCAUCAUCGCUAGUCGCCCGAAAGGAGUAUUAUACUUUACGCGAUAAACCGGCCGACCUUGGAGGGGAACAAGUACAGAUUUCGUCCGACGGUUUGCCGGCCGUGGCAGCUACCCCAACAAGGGAGCCCACUCAGCCAAUGCGCCGAUUGAGGAGUGACACUAUGAUUCAACAUCCCCCAAGUGGCCUUGGAGCCUCACUGCCCAUCGCAGCAUAUCCGGCGUCUACUGCCUCUCCUGGUGCAACCACGCCGAGCUCGACAACGAUGAUGUUUGGAAGUCGAAGUCGGUCCAACAGUCGCGCUGCUACAACAUUGAGUUCGGCCGUUGCAUCUUCUCUGGCAACCCCUCGUUCCGGUGAAGCAUUCCCACCUAUUCCUACAAUGCCAGGGACUAGAAUCAACCCCGUGACGGGAUUAGACGAGUUUGUUGAAGAGCAAAUAUUUGAAAAGAUAUUCAAACAACUCACAGCAGCGUACAAUGCGGCCCUUCACGCUUUACCUUCUGCCAGUCAUCAAUUCUCCCGGUGUCUGGAAAUCGCAGAGACGACCAGAGAACCGGAAGAAAUCCGUAUAAUGUGGAACAAUCUCAUCCGCCGAUGCAAUGCCUGCUUUGAGAGUUCAGAAGCACUAGGACAAAAGCUAUUAACAAUGAAAGUCAAGGAACCCGGAGGUGGAGCUAGAAACCAAAAGGACUUUUGGCAACUGUGCAAGGUAUUUAUGCAGUCAUUCGUCGAUCUGGUGACGGAUAUGCGCGAAGUGAGAAACAUGCAACUUCUCCCACCAGACAUUGUCACCAUCCUACGACCUGUACAAAAGGCCAGCAGAGAAGCAGGACGCUUGAUCGAAACUUCGCCCUGGUCCUAUUUUUCAGAUGUCCCUGCCGCUCCACAUAUCCCUUAUGUCUACGGACCUCCGUUGCAAACUACGCAACACCACCCGUCCUCAUCAGCACCGGCGCCGUAUCUUGGUUCGAGCGGAAGACUCCCCGGCGCAUCGCCGCAGUCAUCGGCUAUACCUGCAACACCUCUCAGUGCGGCGUUGGGACCCGCUGUUCAAGCAACGAUUCCAUCAACUCCAGCGAGUGCUUAUAGCGAUCGGUUCUUUGCGGGGGAUGUCUUUCAGCGAGCCGAUACGUUGUUGUCAAUGCAGAAUCAGGCGCCGUAUCUCUACCGUCGGUCAUGA